Pyrenophora tritici-repentis Pt-1C-BFP is the source of this 1560-nucleotide messenger RNA. RefSeq names its product REB1, Myb superfamily protein. Gene Ontology annotation, cellular component: nucleus. Lineage: Eukaryota; Fungi; Ascomycota; Dothideomycetes; Pleosporales; Pleosporaceae. Gene Ontology annotation, biological process: regulation of DNA-templated transcription. Gene Ontology annotation, molecular function: transcription cis-regulatory region binding; DNA-binding transcription factor activity. The record is from RefSeq and is a predicted model, not a curated record.
AUGGGCACUACGUCGUCGCAGGCAGUUCCCGCUUCGAGUCACGACUCAGACGCGUCCGUGGCUCAAAACAGCCUCAGACGCGACCAAGAUCAAGUACAGUUCGGCAGAAAGACCAAGUUGAAACGAGUCAAAAAGCCGCAAACGCCUGUCGCAAAGGCAAGAAACAUUUACGACAUUCCCGGCGAUGAACCGCAUCCUCCGAGUGGUGCGGCGGUUGAGGCAGGAGAAGCAUACAGCGAGCUGCGGUCUAAUGUCGACGCCAAGGCCGAAAUGACGACUGCAACCAAUGCAACCAACGGCUUUAUACAACUCCAGGUCGCUGACCAAGUUGCCGUACCGCAAGAAACAUCUUCACCCAAGGAAGUGGAGGCUGUGCGAAAACCUGGCCAGUCGUCAAAUGAGACGCCUGAACCCGACCCUGAUGAGGAUACCAUAUUUCAAACGACUGAAAGUAGCAACGAUGAGAUUCGUCAUCGUCGUCCUGCCAAUAAGCACCAGACCGCCAGGAACAAGCAAAGGAAGAAGUUGAAGGCACGAUCAAAUAAUGUGUCUGCAAUCGAGCCAGACACACGAAGCAUCACACCACAACGUAGGCGCAGUGACAAGUUUGAUACGACACCGGCCGAAAGGGCACUAUCUACAUGCCGUCAUCUCAAUCAGCCUCCGGUAUUGAGGAAUAGUGGAGAGUUUACUAAGGAUGAAAUAGAAUUGAUUCGUCGAGCUAUUGCUGAUUACCAGCAGAGAAAAGGCUUGGAGGUAUCGGAGCUGGUCGACAUUAUACAUUGGAGCAAACAUGACCCAGGCCUCAAUCACGCAGACCGCUCGUGGCGAAAGAGCAACUGGUCUGUGCAAGACGAGGAGGAUGCACGAGAGAGCGAUGAAUUCUGGGCAGAUAUCAGAAACGUCAAUUUGACGCGUCCGUUUGACAUACAGAGGAACCACAUCCGUGCAGUCUAUCAUUGCUACAAAACCGGGGCUUGGAGCGAGGAAGAAGACGAACAACUACGGAUGUUGUACGACGCGCAUCCUAAGCAGUGGAAAGUCAUCUCGGUAACUAUGGGAACGCGCUCCAUGCAGGAUUGUCACAACCGAUGGCGCGACUACGUGAAAUGUGGCGAGACCCGGAACAAGUCUCACUGGAGUCAAGAGGAGGAACAUGUUCUCAUCCGCGCCGUCAACACGGUUGCCCAAAAAGACGAAGACGUGCGCGCAGCGACGGGCAAGCCGGCCAGAGAUGGAUACACCAACAAAGACAUCAACUGGCCACAGGUCAGCCACGAGAUGGGCAACAUUCGGAGUCGCAUUCAGGCUUCGGUCAAGUGGAACCGUAUGAUGAAGCGUGACAACCCACCUGAAAUUCAGGUAGAGUACAAGCCCAGGCAAUCGCAGCCACAGUCAGUUGUUACUGCUACUCGGAGAAAACGUGGACGGCCACGAAAGAGUCACGUUACAGAAACCAUGGUUGAGAAGUCGGAUGGAGAAGAACAGGGAGUAAGGGUUGCUAAGAAGCCUCGCAAAUGCAAGUCCCACAAGACACCAAAUGCGGAGCCUGGCGCAUAG